This is a messenger RNA of Symbiodinium natans, 201 nucleotides long. The record is from the annotation of a GenBank genome assembly. NCBI's taxonomy places the organism in Eukaryota, Dinophyceae, Suessiales, Symbiodiniaceae.
AUGUCAUGGAACCCUGAGCCGCUUUCAGAGGAAGAGGUGUCAUACUAUGCAAGAGAGUUGAACCUGACCUCGGAGCAAGUAGUGGAGUUCAAGCAGGUCUUCGACGAGUAUAUGGAGGAUCUUGAUGGUGCUCUGACUCGGAAGAACAUCGGCAAUCUGGUCCGUGCAGUUGGCUUAAACCCGUCGAAGGCCAGGCCUUGA